Molecule: messenger RNA, 2313 nt
Organism: Knipowitschia caucasica
Lineage: Eukaryota; Metazoa; Chordata; Actinopteri; Gobiiformes; Gobiidae
Source: the annotation of a GenBank genome assembly
AUGGCGGCCAAUCGGAUCGUCAGAGUGACUAACAACAACCACGUCCUGCCGCGCUGCAAGUCAGAAGGAACUCUCAACGACGUCAGCGAAGGAAUCAGCAGCACAAGCUUCAACCAUGUCAAAGUGCCUUCUCCGAGUGCCUUACGACUGGACACUUCGUCAUCGUUGGGAGCAGUGCAGGAAGUAGUUGCCAUAAAAGAUUAUUGCCCCAGCAGCUUCACCACUCUGAAGUUCUCCAAAGGUGACCGGCUGUUUGUGCUGGACACGUCAGGCGGAGAGUGGUGGUACGCCCACAACAACACAGAGAUGGGCUACAUCCCGGCCACCUACGUCCAGCCGCUCCACUUCCGCAGCUCCACCCUCAGCGACAGCGGCAUGAUUGACGGUUUUGGUGAGGACCAUGAGGAAGGGUUGAAGGAGUUUGGAGAAUGGACAAAUGGUGUAACGUUGAAACCGGCUGCCAUUUGUAAUCCCUUCUCCAUCAACCCUCCUAAGAGUCAUUUGGAUCAAAACGGAAAAAGUAAAAGAAACUCAACCGACCUUAUUCUUUUUGAAAACCCUCCGUUGACAAUUUCUAACUUGAACACCAGCUCUGUUCCAAAUGGAUUUACCCACUGCCACUACACCAGCACUCCGAUCACAAGUCCGAUCCAAGAAUAUACCUCAGAUUUCUUCCGGAGCAAGCGUUCUCACAGCCUUUCAGAACUUUCAGUGUUGCAGGCACAGUCCAAUCCAUCGCUUUCAUCUUCUGGAUUCUUCACUGGUCUCAAAGCUCCGUUACCAGAACAGUUUCAGAGCCGGGAGGACUUCAGGACUGCUUGGUUAAACCAUCGGAAACUGGCCAGGUCUUGCCAUGAUCUUGAUUCCUUGGGUCAAAGCCCUGGUUGGGGUCAAACUCAACCUGUAGAAACCAGCAUCGUGUGUAACCUCGAUAGUAACGGAGGCGUCGUUCAACUUCCAGACACCAACAUCAGCGUCCACAUCCCGGAAGGCCAUGUGAGUUCCGGAGACUACCAGCAGAUUUCUAUGAAGGCUAUGCUAGAUCCUCCGCUGGAGCUGAACGGUGACCAUUGCUCCACUGUCAGUCCUGUUGUGGAGAUAAAGCUUAGCAACAUGGAGAUUAAGUCAUUCAUCGCGCUCGAGAUUAAAUUAUCUAUUUCCAUUAAGAACAGUAGCAACCACGAGGCUAGGAUGGUUUGCGUCCGGAGCGACUGCAAGGAAGGACCAUAUAUUCCAAUCCCCAACGCCUAUAUCUACAAUGACACAGUCCAAGUCCAACUGGACAGUCUGGAACCUUGCAUGUAUGUGGCCGUCGUUGUCCGAUCAGUAAAUAUUAGACCUAAUUCAACUGUUUGGGACCAUGUGCGAAGGAAGGUGACUCUGGGAUUGUACGGCCCUAAACACAUCCAUCCAACCUUUAGAAUAGUAGUGGCAAUGUUCGGCCAUGACUGCACGCCUAAGAACUUAUUGGUGAAUGAGGUCGGCCGACAGACAUGUUCUGCCCCGCCUGUUUCUCUGCAGUUGUGGGGUAAGCAUCAGUUUGUUCUCGAGUAUCCCCAAGACCUCAAAGUCGGUCUGUAUUCAAACAUGUCCAACUACCAGGUGAAGUCAGCGGAAGGUGCUGGUAUGAUACAAGGGUUUCAGGUUAAGCUUGGGAAAGUGACCCGGCUCCUCUACAGGAUCUCGGCUCUAGAUCCCAGCAGUGUUUUCGACUUCACGCUGAGAGUUCAGGCUUUUGCUGACGCCCUGGGAUAUGGAAACCUGCCACUGCAUUAUUUCUGUCGGACUGAGUUGGACAGCGAGCCAGAGAAGGUGGCAUCUGUUCUGGAGAAGCUAAAAGAAGAGUGCACCAACAUGGAUGUCAAGGAGAAUAAGUCCUUCCAGAGAGAGCUGAUGAUGGCCCUGUUGAAGAUGGACUGCCAGGGCCUGGUUGCCAGAUUGGUGCUGGACUUCGUGCUGCUGACCACGGCGGUGGAGGUGGCGUGCCGCUGGAGGGAGCUGGCAGAUAAACUGGCCCGAGUGUCCAGGCAGCAGAUGGACGCUUACGAGGCCCCGCACCGCGACAAGAACGGCCUCCUGGACAACGAGGCCAUGUGGAAGCCAGCCUACGACUUCCUGCUGACGUGGGCGGCUCAGAUCGGCGACAGCUACAGAGACGUGAUCCAGGAGCUCCACGCGGGACUGGACCGGAUGAGGAACCCCAUCACCCGCAAAUGGAGGCACCUGACCGGGACCCUGAUCCUGGUCAACUGCCUGGACAGUCUCCGCAGCAGCGCCUUCAGUCCCAGCGGCUACGGAGACUACGCCAUUUAA